Molecule: messenger RNA, 900 nt
Organism: Phytophthora sojae
Lineage: Eukaryota; Oomycota; Peronosporomycetes; Peronosporales; Peronosporaceae
Exons: 2
Coding region: 1-900 (299 amino acids)
Source: RefSeq, a predicted model, not a curated record
AUGAGGUACUACCAGGCACGGAACGAGACGCUCAAGCAGCGCGAGACACUGGCAGAGCGCCAAAAGAUCAACCGAACAAUGCGCGAGGCUCUUCAAGCCCAACGUCUAUCGUUCGCCAGCACGGCGUCUCUGAUCACGCAAUUCUACCGUGAUAGUGUCACCCAGCCAUUCGAUCUCCCAGCUCGCCUCGGCCGAGACCCAAUGGAGCGUGAAGCUGUGCUUCUGCGAAUGAGGACCGACCGCCUGCAGGUGGCGCACAAUUUCAUGGUUCAGCGUCGAAAUUACCAAACCACGUCGGAAUUCUGCGAUCGUAAGAGGUUUGAGGCCUCCCAUGGGGACCUCGUGUCACUCCGAUUCGAGGUCAUACCCCUCCCGGGUGCGCGCAGCGUCAAGACAAUCAUCGACGCGCUUGAGGACUUCGUCUACAACCUCGAGAUCAGUCUGUCUGACGCCAUUGGCGAUAUCACAAUACGGGAGAACGACGAUCCUGACCCUGAUAGCCCCGUAGCUCAGCAUCGUAUUGUGGCCACAAUCGCUAACCUGGUGCAGACGGAUACCAACAACAUUGCAUUCGCCGAGUACCGUCCAGCAGGGCCGCCGGGGAGCGGCGAGAACGAAUUGGGCGUCAUGAUCUGCGACGCUAUUGACGAAGACGAACUGUUCCCGUAUCGCCCACUGCAACGCGUGAGGCAAGACAUGACCGUCAUCACGUACGUGACGCAUGAACACGGGGAGAAUGGAGAACCGACCAUCGUCAUGACUCGCUGGUGGUGCCUUCGACUCCGGAAAUCCCACAUCUACGUGCCGCCGCUCGCAGUGGACAGAAUCAUGGCCGGCGUCGAGAAAGUGAGUGCGGCGAUGCUUCAAACCGCACGGCGAGCUAGUGGGUUGGCCACAUAG